CACGCACCGACCCCGCUGCCCGUCCCCAGCCCCGGCACCGCCAGGGCCGCGCAGCCAUGGAGGGCGAGGCGAAUGGGAGCCUGCACCCCUCCUGCGGCUCCAGCGAGCCGCCCUACUCGGAGGAGCUGCUCCGGAGCCUUGACCUACCAGGGAGAUUUCUCUUUGCAACCUUGACUCUGAUGACGCUCAUUGCCAUUCUGGUGUUUAUAGAGGAAGCAGUGUACAUCUACAGGAAAAUCCCCUCCUCCAAAAGAUCAAUCAUCAUUUGGAUUAAUGCUGCAGCUCCAGUGAUCUCCACUACUGCAUGCAUUGGCAUGUGGGUUCCUCGCUCAACAAUGUUUACAGAUUUCACAGCAGGAAUAUUUUUUGCCAUAGUUAUCCACAAGUUCCUGAUGAUGAUGAUUAAAGAGUGUGGAGGGCAGAAGGUGCUCCUCAGACGGUUUGAAAAUGGUCACUUCACCAUCACCACCGGCCCCUGCUGCUGCUGCUGCCUCUGCCUCCCUCGUGUGCCCAUCACCAGGCAAACCCUCUUUUGGCUCAAGCUGGGCACCUUUCAGAUUGCUGUCUUUCGGCCCGUGCUCGUAUUUUUAUCAAUAGUGCUUUGGACUAAUGGCAAUUAUGUUCUUUACAAUGCAUCUCCCAAAAGACCUGCACUGUGGAUCAACUGCUUCAUUGGUGCCCUCACCCUUUUUGCUCUGUGGGCAGUAGGAAUCAUGUUUCGAAAAGUUAGGAUUCUCCUUAAGUGUAAGAACAUUAUCCCGAAGUUUGCUCUUUAUCAGUUUAUUGUCAUUCUGAACCAGCUGCAGACCACUAUUAUCAACAUAUUUGCUACACAAAAAAUCAUUCCCUGUGCUCCACCACUCUCCUCUACAGCAAGAGGGUCAUACAUUGCCCAGCAGCUGCUGAUCAUGGAAAUGUUUCUGAUAACUGUAAUCUCCAGGAUGGUCUAUCGGAGGAAAUACCACGACCUGGAGCCUCCAGAGUGCGUGGCUGAAGAACCUGGGGACAAGCAGCAGACUCCUAAAAGUAUCCUGAAUGGUGCAGCUGUGCAAGAUGCAUUGCCAAAGGUUUAGAAGUGCUCCUGUUAUGCAGGAGCUGUAAGAUCAGCUUCAGGAACUUCUUGCACCAAAAAUAGCCACUGUCCAUGUCAGAACAUGGCAUGAGUGCCUGUGAGCUGCAGUACUGAAAGACCAGUAAAGAUAAUCCUGUUGAUCCA
This is a messenger RNA of Serinus canaria (Common canary), 1216 nucleotides long. Its product is annotated as organic solute transporter subunit alpha-like. The record is from RefSeq and is a predicted model, not a curated record. The coding region runs from base 57 to 1073 and encodes 338 amino acids. The transcript has 8 exons. Gene Ontology annotation, biological process: bile acid and bile salt transport. Gene Ontology annotation, molecular function: transporter activity. NCBI's taxonomy places the organism in Eukaryota, Metazoa, Chordata, Aves, Passeriformes, Fringillidae. Gene Ontology annotation, cellular component: endoplasmic reticulum membrane; plasma membrane.